This is a messenger RNA of Lactuca sativa (garden lettuce), 1039 nucleotides long. Its product is annotated as 14-3-3-like protein G-BOX factor 14 lambda. The record is from RefSeq and is a predicted model, not a curated record. NCBI's taxonomy places the organism in Eukaryota, Viridiplantae, Streptophyta, Magnoliopsida, Asterales, Asteraceae.
GUGUUGAUUGCUAGGACACAUUUCGCUGUUCGCUUCUCUUGUAUUUCUUCCUCCUCUCUUCGAAAACCCUCCUCCGUCAAUGGCGGCGACGACAGCGUUCCCUGACAACCUAACGAGAGAACAGUAUGUCUACAUGGCAAAGCUGGCAGAGCAAGCCGAACGGUACGAAGAGAUGGUGAAAUUCAUGGAAAAGCUCGUCAUCGGACUAACGCCGGUGUCUGAGCUCACUGUCGAGGAGCGUAACCUACUCUCCGUGGCGUACAAGAACGUCAUCGGCUCACUCCGGGCGGCUUGGCGCAUCGUCUCAUCGAUCGAACAAAAAGAGGAGUCACGGAAGAAUGAUGAUCAUGUAGUGUUAGUGAAGGACUACCGAUCUAAGGUCGAGGACGAACUUUCCGAUGUUUGCUGGGGAAUACUGAAAAUUUUGGAGUCAAAUCUGGUGCCGUCGGCUUCUUCUGCGGAAUCGAAGGUGUUUUAUCUGAAGAUGAAGGGAGAUUAUCAUAGGUAUUUGGCUGAGUUUAAAAUUGGAGAUGAGCGAAAGGAAGCAGCAGAGCAGACUAUGAACUCGUAUAAAUCUGCUCAGGAUAUUGCCGAGGCAGAUCUGGCUCCAACUCAUCCAAUAAGAUUGGGUCUGGCAUUGAAUUUCUCUGUGUUCUAUUACGAGAUUCUCAAUUCAUCUGACAAGGCUUGCAGCAUGGCGAAACAGGCAUUUGAGGAUGCGAUAGCUGAGCUGGACACUUUAGGUGAAGACUCGUACAAGGAUAGCACUCUCAUUAUGCAACUACUGAGGGACAAUCUCACUCUUUGGACCUCAGAUGCACAGGAUCAGCUGGAUGAGCCAUAGAUUGUAUAGAAUGGCGAAGAAGAAGAAGAGUGAAAGAAGGUGGAGUGGAGUGGAGGAGGUGGGCGUGGAAUGUCAUUUGUUUGGUGUGGAGUUGUGGACAUAUGAUAUCAUGUGUUUUCUUUCUUUUUCUAUUUCUAAGUUCUAAACAGAACACAAAUUUGGUUCUAUAAAAUUUUCUUUCCUUACCUUUCCAAA